Messenger RNA from Coturnix japonica (Japanese quail), 3375 nucleotides. The record is from RefSeq and is a predicted model, not a curated record. Lineage: Eukaryota; Metazoa; Chordata; Aves; Galliformes; Phasianidae.
GUGGGAUGAAAUGACGCAGGUUUGCAUCAAGCUGGUAAACUGCCAUGACUGCUGUUCUAACCCUGUGUUUGUCUAAGAGCUACUCCUGCUUUCAGAACCUUCCAAGGCACCUUGAUGUGCACAGAACCAGCAGUGAAACCCCCCACCCCAACCCUCAUUACCCUUUAACGGGGGGAAGGAGACAUGAGCCUUCCAUGACUCAUUUCCUUUCAUCAAGGUUCUUGCUGGUUUCCAGCUCCAUCCAGAUCUCUCUGCCUUUGAAUGCUCCUUUAGAAAUGUAACAGGACAGCUCUGAGAAUUCACUUUUCUUGGUGGCAGCCCCAGGAGCUGACAGAGCACCGGCAGCAGAGGGAAUGUUCAACUACCUCCGGAAACGCUUUGCCAGCCACGUCACAGAACGAAGCCGGAGAAAAGCAAGGCUUGUUUCUAAAGAUGGAAGGUGCAACAUUGAGUUUGGCAAUGUGGAACAGUCAAGGUUUGUCUUUUUGAUCGAUAUAUGGACAACUAUCCUGGAUUUGAGGUGGAGGUACAAAAUGACCAUCUUCAUUUCAGCGUUCUUAGGCAGCUGGUUUCUGUUUGGUCUCCUCUGGUACGUUGUGGCCUACAUACAUAAAGACCUUCCAGAAUUCAACCCCUCCAUCAAUCACACUCCCUGUGUUGAAAAUAUCAAUGGUCUGACUUCAGCUUUCCUGUUUUCCUUGGAGACACAGGUCACUAUUGGCUAUGGCUUCAGGUGUGUCACAGAACAAUGUGUCACUGCCAUUUUCCUGCUCAUCUUCCAGUCUAUCUUGGGGGUAAUCAUCAAUUCUUUCAUGUGUGGCGCCAUCUUGGCCAAGAUAUCAAGGUCCAAAAACAGGGCCAAGACCAUCACCUUCAGCAGGAACGCAGUCAUCAGCAAACGUGGUGGGAAGCUCUGCCUCCUCAUCAGGGUGGCAAACCUCAGGAAGAGUCUUCUCAUUGGGAGUCACAUCUAUGGCAAACUCCUGAAGACCACCAUCACCCCAGAAGGAGAGACGAUCAUUCUGGACCAGGUCAACAUCGAGUUUAUCGUUGACGCUGGCAAUGAAAAUCUCUUCUUCAUUUCCCCAUUGACUAUUUACCAUAUCAUAGACAAGAACAGCCCUUUCUUCCACAUGGCGGCAGAAACAAUUCUGCAGCAGGAUUUUGAGCUGGUUGUGUUUUUAGAUGGCACUGUUGAAGCCACCAGCGCUACCUGUCAAGUGAGGACAUCUUACAUCCCAGAAGAGGUGCUGUGGGGUUAUCGCUUUGCUCCCAUUGUAUCCAAGACCAAAGAAGGGAAAUACAGAGUAGACUUCCAGAACUUCAGCAAGACAGUGGCAGUGGAAAUGCCCCACUGUGCCUUCUGCCUCUACAAUGAGAAAGAAGCCAAAGCCAAAGAGAAGAAAGGCUUUGACAACCCUGGCUUUGUCUUGGCAGAAGCCAGCGAAGCCAGUGACACAAAGAUGUAGCUCCAAACCUUUAUCAGACUGCACCUUUCUGCAUAGUUAAUUCAAUCGUGAGAGGAUUCAUAACUUAGCAAAACAAAUAACAGGUUUGUUUUAACUCCACAACAGCAUCUAUCUUCUCAACAGCCUCAAAUCAGAGAGGACCAGCAUGCCAUUGAUCACCACAACACUAUUUAACAAUGCUACAUAUUGCAUAGGAUUUAUAUUUUUAUAUCUGUGGGACAUUUGAUGACGCUGCUAAUUUGGAGCCUCCAACUCACUUCAGCUCCCAGAGGAGCAGCAGCUUUACAAAGGCUGAAAAGAGAAACUUUGAGUCAUUCUUAAGGAGCAAAGCUGUCAGAAUGAGAGCAGAGAAGGACAGACAGAAGGCCAAACUUCUCCAUGUGGACUAAAGGGACUUAGACAAAACCUCACCAUAAACACAUGUCCCUCAUUGCCAAAGCCCUCUGAGGAUGCAGACUCUUUGGCUCCGGACCCCUUGAGCACUUUUGAACCUUUUGAAACAAUUCCUUCUUAUUUUGAGCUGACGUAUUUAUAGAAAUAAGGGAUGGUACGUGCUUAGGAGGGGGUUGUAAGGACACCAUCCUCCUGCACUGCCUACUUCAUAAACAGUUCUCUUCUGUGAAAGCCUUUGAUUCCUUGAGGGAAAAUGCCAAAUGGAAAUGGAAAGUGAAAACAAACACAAGCAGAGACACCUGCCAUGAGAGAAGAGGAAUUUUGCAGCUUGUUCUUGACAGAGGGAAACUGGGCAUGGCAUGAAGUGGGUCAGACCCCAGGUUGGCAGGGCCAUGGCUGAGCCAAGCUCACAUGGACAGGGAUCGUAGGCAACCAAAAUAGGGACCCAGGAAAGGAGCCGUCCUCCCUCUGGCUGCCACCCAGGGAGUGCAGAGCCCGGCAGCAGUGAGGGAUUUCCUCUUCAUGUCCAGAGAGGGCUGUGUGUCACUUGAGAGAUAAAGGCCCAGAGCAGGGAAAAAUGGUUAUCGGGAGACACCCUGCAUGCAGCGCUGCUCAGGACCGACUCCAUAGGAAAUCUAUUUCGGGGGCUGUCACCUCUACUUCCAUUAAAAGAAAGUUCAGUUAAGAGGAUGAAAAUAAAUGUAAUCUUGCUGAGCAGAAGUGGUUCUGGAGGGAACCACUGCCCUGAUACUGGAAACAAAAGCGAGUUUCUUUGCCUGUGACAGCACUUCAUUGUCACAUCUGCACAGCACUCUUUUCUAAACCCUCAUGGUUCUCUUCCCCCUCCCUCCAGCCUGCAGUCUGUCCAAACAGUGGCAGAAACAACUGCAGAAUACAAUGCAGAGGCCACCAGCCUCAUUGGUACAGAGCAAAGCCAUCUCAGAUCCCUAUCCUCAGGGGAGGAAGCACAUACUUACUGCUGGAUGAAUCAGCCUGCGUUGCAAAGGCCCACAGUGCUCACCCAGUUCCAACCCCCUGCUAUGUGCAGGGUCACAAACCAGCAGCCCAGGCUGCCCAGAGCCACAUCCAGCCUGGCCUUGAAUGCCUGCAGGGACAGGGCAUCCACAGCCUCCUUGGGCAACCUGUUCCAGUGAACAUGAAGGCCGGGAGGGAUUAGCUGUGAAAGCAUUAGCCAAGCAGCAAAGCUUGGGAAUAAUGUGUCUGCACUAAACUUAAUUUAUCUUCUCGUUUCACAAACAACAUGUUCCUUCUACUGUAUUUAUUUUAAACAUUCGUUCAAGCUGUGCAUAAUAUUUCAAUCAUUUUGAAAUAGAUUCACCCUCCUGCUGGCAAAUGAAUAAGGCAUCCUGCUGGCUGCCGGAGAAAGGGCCAUGAAUUAAAGUAUCUGCUUUCAGUAAAGCGACAUGUGCUCGUGAGCUGUCUGCACACACCCUUUGGUAACAAGUGAGAAGAAACUCCUAAACAACAACAAUAAAGCAAACCUUGGCAAUCA